Sinocyclocheilus rhinocerous is the source of this 2611-nucleotide messenger RNA. Its product is annotated as flotillin-1-like. The record is from RefSeq and is a predicted model, not a curated record. Gene Ontology annotation, biological process: positive regulation of endocytosis; protein kinase C signaling; positive regulation of cell-cell adhesion mediated by cadherin. The transcript is spliced from 13 exons. The coding region runs from base 125 to 1402 and encodes 425 amino acids. Gene Ontology annotation, molecular function: protease binding. Lineage: Eukaryota; Metazoa; Chordata; Actinopteri; Cypriniformes; Cyprinidae. Gene Ontology annotation, cellular component: cytoplasmic vesicle; plasma membrane; flotillin complex.
GUUGUGAAUGGGCGUGGCCGAGUUUCCGUGAUUACGACGAGCUUUUGCCAUUGACACCAGUGAGACAAUCCGAGCAACAUUUAUUUCGUGUUUGAUGAAACAUCAGCAAUCGAUCUAAUUCAGGAUGUUUCACACCUGUGGUCCCAAUGAGGCGAUGGUGGUCUCAGGAUGUGGCCGCUCUCCUCCUCUAUUGAUUGCUGGUGGAAGAGUGUUUGUUUUUCCCUGCAUUCAGCAAAUCCAGCGGAUAUCUCUCAGUACUCUGACUCUGAAUGUGAAGAGUGACAAGGUCUACACCAGACAUGGAGUACCAAUCUCAGUAACAGGCAUUGCCCAGGUGAAGAUCCAGGGUCAGAAUAAAGAAAUGCUGGCCGCAGCCUGUCAGAUGUUCAUGGGGAAGUCAGAGGGUGAGAUUGCUCAGAUUGCCCUAGAGACCCUUGAGGGACAUCAGAGAGCCAUUAUCGCCCACCUGACUGUGGAGGAGAUCUAUCAGGACCGUAAAAAGUUCUCCGAGCAGGUCUUUAAGGUGGCUUCCUCUGACCUGGUCAACAUGGGCAUCGGUGUGGUCAGCUACACGCUCAAAGAUGUGCAUGAUGAUCAGAAUUAUCUAAGCUCGCUGGGUAAAGCUCGUACUGCUCAGGUGCAAAGAGAUGCUCGUAUCGGUGAAGCUCAGUUCAAGAGGGAUGCCGUCAUCAAGGAGGCUCAUGCCAUGCAGGAGAAGAUCUCUGCUCAGUAUAAGAAUGAGAUUGAGAUGGCUAAAGCCCAGAGAGACUUUGAGCUGAAGAAAGCCGCCUAUGACGUUGAGGUCAACACCAAGAAGGCAGAGUCUGAAAUGGCCUAUCAGCUUCAGGUGGCCAAGACGAAGCAGCGUAUCGAGGAGGAGAAGAUGCAGGUUCAGGUUGUGGAGCGUACGCAGCAGAUCACUCUACAGGAGCAGGAGAUCACCCGCAGGGAAAAGGAACUGGAAGCCAAAGUCCAGAAACCAGCCGAGGCCGAGAGAUACCGCAUUGAGAGGAUCGCUGAGGCAGAAAAGCUUCAGCUGAUAAUGGAGGCAGAAGCUGAGGCAGAGGCCAUCAGAAUGAAGGGAGAAGCUGAGGCCUUUGCAAUGGAGGCAAAGGGUCGGGCUGAAGCCGAGCAGAUGACCAAAAAAGCAGAAGCUUUUAAGGAGUACAAAGAGGGAGCCAUGGUGGACAUGCUGCUGGAGAAACUCCCACUGAUGGCAGAAGAGAUCAGCAAGCCACUCUGUGCAGCCCAGAAGGUCACCAUGGUGUCCAGCGGUGGGUCAGAAGUGGGCGCAGCUAAGCUGACAGGAGAAGUUCUGGAAAUCAUGACUCGCCUGCCGAGUGCAGUGGAGAAACUGACUGGAGUCAACAUCUCACAGGCUGUUUCAUCCCGCAUGGGCUAAUAGAGUUCAUGAAGAAGGAAUGUGGUCUGAUCAGCUCUGAUCGUGGAUCUCAGCUCUUCCUGUCUUUGUGCAUGCCUGUGUUUGAAAUGAACCUGGAACAUUGAGGUCCUUUUUGUUUUUGUAAUCCACCAUUUGUAAUAUUCAGUUUUUAUAUUAUGUUUUGUGAAUUAUUGUAUAACAUUAUAUGAUAAUUUUGUAAUUUAGGUGAACUACUUUAUCUGCUCUAGAGCCUCUGUUGAAGGUGAAUAUUCAGGGAAGCAGGGCUGGUCUCUAGUUUCUGUAUUUCUGUCUGUCAGAGCCACACGCCUGUUGAUUCUGGUACAGUUUCUUUCAAAACAAAGUGCAUUCAAGUCAAAUGCAUGUAUAUUCACCUGAAGUGCAUUACUGAAGCAAUAGUCCACGUGCAUGAUGCCUUAUGUCUGCAGACACUGAAAUGUGACGUUUUAUUCUUGCCAUUUUAAGGUUUUAUCAUUUAAUGGUCCGUGAAGACUUUUUCCUGUAAACAGUGGCACUAGAGUUUGCAGACACAUAUUGAAAAUGAUUUGGAAUGUAAUACAUGUUUUGUUAUUGUCUGUGUGCUCAGUAGAGUGAUUUAUACAGCAAGUUGAAAAGUAAGAGGAGGUGGAAAGUGGGUAAAGAAAAGAAACCCUUUGAUUUUUGAAGUUGAUGAACAAACAGGAAAAAAGAAGAGAAGGAAACUGGUUGGGUAUUGAACAAAGGCUGCAAACAUGUCUCUGUGGCCACAGAAACUCCAGCGAAGGCUGUUGGUGGUUUCAUUUCUCAUAUCAACUUAUUCUUUUUGUUUUACCAUGCUGCUGUGUACGUCACACUAAAAUCGACUCAACAUUACCUAAGGUAAACCUAUGCAUCUCCAGUUUAUGCCUUCAACGUGCCUCAAAGCUAUUUUUUACUUUCUCACUGAAUCAACCUGCCCUGAUUGUUUCAGCAACAGGAACUGUGAUCUGUCAUGUGAUACUUCCUGGCCUUAAUGACUAAUUUCGUUCAGAAUAUUCAAUUUGUUUGCCAUUAGUUUGUUUUUAUUGGUGUAAAGCUUCAUUAUUGUUUUUAAAGGAACAAACGGACCCAAUUUGUGCCUUACUGUAUGUUACUGUAUGUGAGCGGUGAUGUAAACUGAAGAUCUAUAUGACCAGGCUGAGAUUUAUACAUAUGUUCUGUUUAUUAUAAACUAUUAGUGUGCGCUGUACUUUA